Messenger RNA from Papaver somniferum (opium poppy), 1094 nucleotides. RefSeq lists its product as uncharacterized. The record is from RefSeq and is a predicted model, not a curated record. NCBI's taxonomy places the organism in Eukaryota, Viridiplantae, Streptophyta, Magnoliopsida, Ranunculales, Papaveraceae. Bases 405 to 875 code for a protein of 156 amino acids. The transcript has 3 exons.
CUGUAACUUCUGUCAUUCUUUCUCAUCAUCUGCUGCUGCUGCUGCAAAGAUAUAUUUCACUGAGCUGCUUUUUUGUUCAGAUAUUAAGACUCUUCCCAUUUCCUAGUUUCAUAACUACAUCAUUCUUUUUCUGUAUCUACACAAGUUGCUUUCAGAGAAUUCAGUUGGUGAAAAAAGUGUUUAUUCACUCUAGCAUUUCAGGUUCUAUUAUUGUUUUCUGACCGGUUGCUAGUAAUCCUCGGUUAAGACUGUGUCGACGAGAUGAAGCAUUGCAAUCCUGUGCACUUUUCCUUAUAAAAGCUAGCUCAUCUUCUUCAUCUUUGAAGUUUUGAUAUUUUAAAGCUGUUUUAGCUCAUUACUCUCUGUCUCACGCACACAUAUACAGAGAUAGACUGCAACCCAUCAUGAGUAGCUUCCAUGCUGAAAGACCUAAGCCAUGGUACGAUUAUACAAGCUCGAAUCCAACGCCAUCACAAUCUGGUGGUGGAAGAGGAGGAUAUCAAGAAGUGCCUUGGAAGGGUUUUGGGACUUCAGUAGAUGCUAUAUCUUUUGGUUUUGUUGCUACAGCAAUUCUAGUCUCUAUGUUCAUUAUCAUGGCCAUUUUUGAACAUCUGAUAAGGCCAAAACCAACUUUCUCGUCACCUCAAGAUGCAGCUCAAAGAUCCUUCGAAAUGGGUGAAAUGAGAGUUCGGAUUCAUACGCUCGAGAAGCUUGGUAAUUCGCAAAAUGCGCCAACAUCAUACACGCCAGGCUUCUCAGUUCUGAUGCCAGGAGAACAUUGCCCGACAUUCAUUGCCCAGCCUGCUCCCCUUCCUUGCCCUAGAGAAGAGAUAUACUGGCCUUCACAUGGGAAUGCUUUUGUUGUUGCUCCUUAGUUAUCAUUCUAACAUAGUAUUAUAUUAUAUGCACAUAAAAUACCUGUUUAAUGCAAUGUAGCUUUUAAUGGAAUUCCAGCUUGUCUCUCAUGUAAACAACAAAAUGUAGUUUAUCCAGCUUUAUUAGGUAUCUGGAAUUAUCUACCUACUAGUUGAGGCCCUUUUUCAACAACAAUCUGAAACAAUGCUGUGAAUUGUGAUAAUAUAACAUUCUAAAUU